Messenger RNA from Asparagus officinalis (garden asparagus), 1002 nucleotides. RefSeq lists its product as uncharacterized. NCBI's taxonomy places the organism in Eukaryota, Viridiplantae, Streptophyta, Magnoliopsida, Asparagales, Asparagaceae. The coding region runs from base 1 to 1002 and encodes 333 amino acids. The transcript has a single exon. The record is from RefSeq and is a predicted model, not a curated record.
AUGAGAAACCAGAUCACAAGCUUUGUACAGAAGGAAGGAGAGUCACUUUAUGAAGCUUGGGAACGCUACAAGGAAUUAUUGAGGAUGUGUCCUCACCGUGGACUGGAGAAGUGGUUAAUUGUUCACACCUUCUAUAAUGGGCUCACUUACAACACACGGAUGACUGUUGAUGCUGCUGCAGGAGGAGCUUUGAUGAACAAAACAAUAGACGAGGCAUACACUCUCAUUGAAGACAUGGCUCAGAAUCACUAUCAAUGGGCAAACGAGCGUGCUCCUCAGACAUCAAAAGGAGGCAAGUAUGAAAUAGAUGCUUUAGACCAUAUAUCAUCUAAAGUUGAUGCUUUAUUUAAGAAAGUCGAAGGCUUGAGUAUUAAUUCUGUGGCGUCUACUUCAAUUUCGUGUGAGAUAUGUGGCUAUGUGGGUCAUUCUGCACUUCAAUGUCAAUUAGGAAACCCCCCAUCCAUUGAUACUUCUGGUAAUGAGCAAGUUAACUAUGUUAAUAACUUUAAUCAGAAGGGAGACCCAUUCUCCAAUACUUAUAAUCCGGGGUGGAGGAAUCAUCCUAAUUUUUCUUAUAGAAACCCACCUGGAAAUCCCAUGCCUGCAUCUAAUUUUGGUCCACCUGGUUUUCGUGCUCCUCAAUCCAAUUUCCCUUCUCAAAAGUCAAAUUUGGAAAAUAUGAUGGAGAAGUUUGUGACGACUCAAUCAAAAUUGAAUGAAGAGUUUAAGCAGCAACAACAAACCACGAAUGAGGUGGUAAAACAAUUGGCCUCUAAGAUGGAUUCCCUAGCUACGCAUAACAAGAUGUUAGAGACACAAGUCACCCAAUUGGCACAAAAUGUUAGCUCUUCCUCUAGGCCUUCAGGCAUGCUACUUGGACAACCCGAGACAAAUUCCAGGAGUCAUGUGAAUGCUAUAACUCUUAGAAGUGGAAAACAAUAUGAGGGACCCAAGAUGAAGGAAAAUGAUGGGGUGGAUGGUCAUCAUGAAGAAAAAAAAUGA